GAGGAGUAGCUGUUGCAGUAACAACAUCCUGGAUAUUGGAGGCUGGCGGCGCACACAGCUACAGAAAUAAAGGAGGAACGAAGACAUAACGGAGGCGGUGGUACUCAUCGCGAAUGCUUCACUGUACAGAAACAGGGACAUGAACGUGAACUUGGCAACUUUUGGGCGUUAAUGGUGGAUUUACGGUGUAUGGCGCCGAUUUAUCCCGCGGCACCGACAAGGUGAUGCAGCAGCGGCAGGACGGGAUCAGUCCGCUACACGGCUGCCUGCUGAAUGCCUUUACUGGAGGAAAAAAGGCGCAGCACACGUCCAGCGCAGGCCGGCUUGAGCUUUUAUUAAAAUAGGGCAUUAUGUAGAGGGGAUUACCCAAGGUUUACGAUACACCCGUGGUUUACUUGUGUUAUUGUAUCGGCUCUUGAUAUCGCUCUCCGCUUCAGAUACGCUGCCACGGCAUCAAGCGGACCAGGCCUAUGCUGUGCUGAACCUCCGUCCGCGACACUGAUAUUUUCCGCUGUACGCGCGUGAUGUGACGGCAACUUUUAUCGUUUACGCCAAUAACGGAAGCUCGUGGUGAUUAAGUCUUGUGAUUGGUAUCCGGUCGGCCAGAUUUUGUUAUGUUUACUUGGGUUGCGAUACUGUUUUGUGUAUUCUGACUGCCAGUCCCUUAUCGAUAGCAUAUCGUUGUUUUUGCUAGUUUAAGAUAAAUAUUUCGUUUAACGGGCGGUGAGGGCGGACUGGCCGUUUAUCGUAAGAUAACGAUUCGACCCAGCCCGCCUUGACACCGAGAAGCGUUUGGAUCAAAGCGAGGAUCAUGGAUCAGAAUGAUAAAAAGACCCUCACGAGCAAGUGGAAGCAUCUGUGAUCUACAGGACACAACUCUUUAUUUCUAUGAGAUAAGCAGACGUUCGGGAGUAACGCUUCCACCGCAAUGAGAUAAUAGUGUGGCUUGCGCGAAAACAGCCUUGACCCUUAUCCCUCCAUAUUCCAGUCGAUCAUCAAAAUAUGACCACGCCGGCUCUCUUGCCGCUCUCGGGACGUAGGAUACCUACUCUCUCGCCAGGUGCCUCCUCAUUCCCCCAUCACAGAGCCACCUUACGGCUCUCAGAGAAGUUCAUCCUCCUCCUCAUUCUCAGUGCCUUCAUCACCUUGUGCUUUGGAGCCUUUUUCUUCCUCCCGGACAAUUCCAAACACAAGCGCUUUGACUUUGGUUUGGAGGACGUGUUGAUACCGCACAUCGAGACCGAGAAGGAGUCGAGGCAUGGCAGUAGACAGGUCAUACAUGGUGUGGGAGCUCACGACGAGCAUCGGCACAGGGAGGAAGAGGAGAGCCUUCGUGACAAGAUCCGAGCAGAUCAUGAGCGGGCGCUGCAGGAAGCCAAGGAAAAGCUCCGCAAAUCCAAAGAGGAGCUGAAGGCAGAGAUCCAGACAGCGAAGGCCAAGGUAUCUGAGGACCUGAAGAAGAAAGACGGGCCCAAACCACUGCCUCCAGUGCCCAUGCCCAAACUAGUAGGGGUCAACGAUGGUGACCCAGGGGACCCUGACACCAAGGAGAAGAGGGACAAAAUCAGAGAGAUGAUGAAGCAUGCGUGGGACAGCUACAGACAAUACGGCUGGGGCCACAAUGAGCUCAAACCCCUCGCCAAGAAAGGACAUUCCACCAACAUCUUCGGUAAUUCCCAGAUGGGGGCCACUAUAGUAGACGCUCUGGAUACGCUUUAUAUAAUGGGCCUUCAUGACGAGUUUAAAGAUGGCCAGGAGUGGAUCGAGCAAAACCUGGAUUUCAGUGUGAACGCAGAAGUAUCUGUCUUUGAGGUCAACAUCCGCUUCAUUGGAGGCCUUCUGGCUGCGUACUACCUCUCUGGACAGGAGGUUUUUAAGCUAAAGGCUGUCCAGCUGGCGGAAAAACUGCUUCCUGCCUUCAACACCCCGACGGGCAUCCCUUGGGCCAUGGUCAAUUUAAAGAGCGGAGUGGGGCGUAACUGGGGAUGGGCGUCAGGUGGAAGCAGCAUUCUGGCCGAGUUUGGGACGCUCCACAUGGAGUUUGUGCAUCUGACAUAUCUGACAGGAAACCCUGCCUACUAUCAGAAGGUGAUGCACAUACGGAAGCUGCUGGCUAAAAUGGACAGACCCAAUGGGCUUUACCCGAACUAUCUGAACCCGCGCACAGGGCGCUGGGGCCAGCAUCACACAUCUGUUGGUGGGCUGGGUGAUAGUUUCUAUGAAUACCUCCUGAAAGCCUGGCUGAUGUCUGACAAAACCGAUGCCGAGGCUCGCAAGACCUACGACGAUGCCAUCGAGGCCAUCGAGCGCCACCUCAUCCGUAAGUCUAACGGGGGCCUUACUUUCAUCGGGGAGUGGAAAAACGGCCACUUGGAGCGCAAGAUGGGUCACCUGACCUGCUUUGCUGGCGGCAUGUUUGCCCUUGGGGCUGAUGGCUCACCAGAUGAUAAAGCUGGACACUACCUGCAGCUCGGGGCAGAGAUUGCUCACACCUGCCACGAAAGCUAUGAUCGCACUGUGCUAAAGCUCGGUCCGGAGGCCUUCAAGUUUGACAGCGGACUGGAGGCUGUGGCUGUGAGACAGAACGAGAAAUACUACAUCCUGAGGCCAGAGGUCAUCGAGACGUACUGGUACAUGUGGAGAUUCACCCACGAUCCCAAAUACAGGCAGUGGGGCUGGGAAGCAGCGCAGGCUAUAGAUAAGCACUGUCGAGUGAGCGGAGGUUUCUCUGGUGUGAAAGACGUCUACUCCUCCAAUCCCACCUAUGAUGACGUCCAGCAGAGCUUCUUCCUGGCUGAAACGCUCAAAUAUCUGUACCUGCUGUUCUCCAGUGACGAGCUGCUUCCUCUGGAGAACUGGGUGUUCAACACGGAGGCUCAUCCUCUGCCCGUCCUGCACCUGGGCAACAUCACCCUGCCGGGCAGCGAGAGCCAGCGGUAGAGAGGACAGACAGGGGGGCGCUCUCCCCCUCAACCGCCCCUUUACUGAACACCUCCCUCCUCCUGAAAGACAGCAGAGGAGAGAACUGAACCCCACAACCACUGUCUCCUCCUGCACUGUGAAUCAUGGGACUGCAGUGAACGCAGGAGACCCCAUCAUGUCUCUCUAUCUCUCUCUCUCUCAUGUAUUCUCUGAACGACAAACUGGUGGAUUGAUCAAUUAGCGGACAAAAAAGACGCGCGUUUCUCACCAGGGAAGGAUUUUAUCAAGAUUGUUCUAUUUGUUUUUCUCCAGUUUGGUGGCGUUUCAUGACUUGGUGGAUGAAUGCUUUUCGGACCAGCCUCUUUCGCUUUCCGAGACGGCAGAUGUGGCCUCCUGUGAUUUCCUUUUCUGGGCACACGGGGAUGUUCAGGAUUUCUUCUCAACGUCUCGUUCUUGAGGUUAGCGGGUAAAUUAUGGACAUGUGCUGCUGUCGAACAGCUGUGAAAUCUUCACCACCGUCAUUCCAGAAAUCCUGCGCUUUCAGUGUUUCUCCAUUCACGUCUUCUCCUCAGAAAGUACUGCUUUCUGAUUGGUGGAUGGGUUUGUUUCGGCUCUCUAUGAAUCAGUAACACUUGAAGCAGAAGUCGCAGCUCUUUCAAUGCUAAUGCUAUCGGUUGUCACCAUUUGUUUUCAUUUGUCAAUAGUGCCGCUUUGUUAGACCAGACCAGAUUUUUUUUUCAGCAGCUGAGAUUCACCACUAAUCAUAGCCAACGAGAUAGAGAUUUAUAUAUUAUAAAUAUAUGGGGUUUAGAGUUCAGAAAAUACACUGUGUGUGUGUGUGUGUGUGUGCGUGUGUGUACAAGAAGCUCAGAGUCGGUAAAACACAAACUAGAUAUUUUGCAUACAACUUAACAACAAUGCCAAUGAUGUAGGUUUUGUCACGGGACGAAUGAUGUUCAACUGCGGUCGUUUGUUUUAUUUUCAGGUUGUCAUUCCAGUUUCUGGUUUUCAUUAAAAGCUAAAGCAUAUCUCUGAAGAUCUCAUGUGAGUUUUAGCGUGACUUAUUCCCUGAUGUGUUUUCUCAAACACCGACUCCUGACAUCAGAUGAGUUUGAGCAAACACAACCUGCAGCCAGUCCUAAUCAAGUAUUUCAUUUGCUUUUAUUUAUUUAUUUCUUUUGGCUUAAUAGACCUUUAAUGAAUAUUGAUUCAGUCUCUUUUUGAAGACGCUUUCAGCCUUAUUCUGCUCUUUUUUUUAUUUUCAAGUGUGUAAAAUGGCACAUUCACAGAACAUGUAGUCCACACGCAGAAGGAAAAGCUGAUUAUUUCCUCUAAGCUCUGUUUGAGGAUCAAUCCAUCUCAAAGCACCGUUGAUGAGAUGCUGGGUGCCAUCGAUCAGCUCUUUUUCUCUCUUUGCUUUCAGUUCCUGUCUGAAGGAGACCCGUGUGUGCUCUCCUCUCCUCUAGGUGGCAGCAGUGGCGUCCGAAGUGUGUCAUUUCAGUUCUUUUCUCCCACAGUAACAUGACUUUGACUAAUGGUGAGUGAAGCCCAGGCAAACGCUCUUCCCUGUUGUUACUGGGUGGGUUUUGAAAAAGCUGUGUUCUGUAUUUGUAUUUUUACUGAACAAAGAAGACAACAAAAUAUUGUAAAUAUGUUUAAAAGGACACAAAUUCAAUAAAGAUGUUACAAAAAAGUGAACAGGAUAAAGCAAA
Danio rerio (zebrafish) is the source of this 4634-nucleotide messenger RNA. The record is from RefSeq and is a predicted model, not a curated record. NCBI's taxonomy places the organism in Eukaryota, Metazoa, Chordata, Actinopteri, Cypriniformes, Danionidae.